GUGACAUGGUUGCAUCAUAAGGAAGAUUCGAUCCACCUGCUGACAGUCGGAAGGAGCGCUUACAGCAGCGACGAGAGGAUCACCCUGAGCUUCCGCUACCCAAACAACUAUCGGCUGGCAAUAGUUUACGUAACCCAAAGGGAUGAGGGAUUGUACGAGUGCCAAGUGGCAACGCACCCGCCUCGAGUAAAGAGGAUCUUCCUGAAAGUCAUAGCUCCUGAACUAACAAUCUCUGAUGAAUCUGGACGUCAAGUUUCUGAACGCUACUACAAAGCUGGAAGCAGCUUAGAGUUGACCUGCUUUGCAACUCAGGUGGGAAACCCGAACGAGGAGCACCCGAUCGCCUGGAAGCACGGAGAUCGCACCCUCACCGAUGGCAUCAGCUCCAACAGCUCCGCCGUCUCCGAUACGGCCACCUCAACUCUGACCAUGGCUCCACUACGCAGGGACCAUUCUGGCAACUACACUUGCUCCGUCGGCUCUUUGGCUUUCGCUACCGUCGGUGUACACGUUCUUAAUGGUAAGUUAUUGCACGAAAAUCUGCCAAAUCUUGCCAUUAAUCUUAACUUUCUGAAGUAA
Nicrophorus vespilloides is the source of this 579-nucleotide messenger RNA. RefSeq lists its product as uncharacterized. Gene Ontology annotation, biological process: synapse organization. The record is from RefSeq and is a predicted model, not a curated record. The annotation marks the transcript as partial. Gene Ontology annotation, cellular component: neuron projection membrane. NCBI's taxonomy places the organism in Eukaryota, Metazoa, Arthropoda, Insecta, Coleoptera, Silphidae. The transcript is spliced from 3 exons.